UAACAACAACUUUUUGCUCUACAUUGUCACUUUCUAAGGCGCGCCGUGUGCUCCUGCAUGCACUAGUUAACAAACUGCUUCCGGUUAGUUUUGAAUCAGCCUUAUUUCCCCUCUCGUUCGGAGCUGGCACAUUUUUGCUGGCUUCCCUGUCCCUCCCGAGUCACUGCUUCCUUCCCCCCACAAUCACCUCUCCAGCUUCCCGUGGUAGUGCCCACCGUCUUGACCCAAACAACACACCCCGGAGCUUCUAGCUUUCCCUCUCUUCCCGAAAUCACGCUAAAACAACCUGCUCUCAAGACAUCAAAGCUGCCUGCAUAUUUACAAUGGCUGUCGAAACCGCUCCCACGUCUUCCCCCGUGGCCAUUUCCGAAUUAACUAAAAUAGCCACCGAGGCCUGCGACUUCGUUCUGAAAGAUGUCACAGAAUACGAACACUCUCGGGUCGCAGACUGGAACUCGCACAUAAUCAACACAAUUCUCAAAGCCCUAAUCAGCGCCACGGCCCCAUCUACUGCCGCCUCUUCUCCCCCUUACCGCUUCGUUGUGAACAGCACAAUCGUGCAACAAGGCGUUAUCGACAAGUCCGCCGCUGCGGACGGCACCACCGCCAACGCCGGCAAACGCGGGAUGCACUCCGCCUCGGGAGCAUUCUGGGACGUCAAUCGCGAUGGAAUGUGGACAUUCAAGUACCCCGGCGCCGAGGAGAGGGGCUUGGAUGUUGUUGUCAGUGUGACGUGGUUUGCAGUUGUCUAAACUUCUCAGCACAACAUCAGCGUUGGGAAGUACCUGCGCGCUGGUACUGUAUCCUAAUAUACAAAGGAUUCAUUUCUGGCUCAGAUCGGUAACUGGUCAGCCAGAGCCAUCGCGUGGUGCUUAGUUACAUCAGUUAGAACGUGGAUAGAUUAUCUGUGUUUUGGCUUAAUUUUCCUUCUUGAACAUCACAAGUCCGAUUUUUCUGGGGCCGUGAUUCUGAUCGUGCUACACGAUGGAGAAUGAUACCAUGGUUUCUGUUGUUGUAUUAUUUCAAUAUUGAGGCUAUUUCCAAGGCGUUGCAGAUCACCUCCCACCGCCGACUAAAC
Aspergillus saccharolyticus JOP 1030-1 is the source of this 1078-nucleotide messenger RNA. Its product is annotated as dynein light chain Tctex-type family protein. Gene Ontology annotation, biological process: microtubule-based movement. Gene Ontology annotation, cellular component: cytoplasm; cytoplasmic dynein complex. NCBI's taxonomy places the organism in Eukaryota, Fungi, Ascomycota, Eurotiomycetes, Eurotiales, Aspergillaceae. Gene Ontology annotation, molecular function: dynein intermediate chain binding. The record is from RefSeq and is a predicted model, not a curated record. The transcript is spliced from 4 exons. Bases 324 to 752 code for a protein of 142 amino acids.